Messenger RNA from Talpa occidentalis (Iberian mole), 1839 nucleotides. RefSeq names its product G protein pathway suppressor 1 (gene GPS1). Gene Ontology annotation, cellular component: COP9 signalosome. Lineage: Eukaryota; Metazoa; Chordata; Mammalia; Eulipotyphla; Talpidae. The transcript is spliced from 14 exons. The record is from RefSeq and is a predicted model, not a curated record. The coding region runs from base 34 to 1497 and encodes 487 amino acids.
GCCUCCUGCCCCGGAAGCGGACGCGGAGCGAAGAUGCCGCUGCCGGUCCAGGUGUUCAGCCUGCAGGGGGCCGUGGAGCCCAUGCAGAUCGACGUGGACCCCCAGGAGGACCCGCAGAACGCCCCCGAUGUCAACUACGUGGUGGAGAACCCCACCCUGGACCUGGAGCAGUACGCAGCCAGCUACAGCGGCCUGAUGCGCAUCGAGCGCCUGCAGUUCAUUGCUGACCACUGCCCCCCGCUGCGGGUGGAGGCCCUGAAGAUGGCCCUGUCCUUCGUGCAGAGGACAUUCAACGUGGACAUGUACGAGGAGAUCCAUCGGAAGCUCUCAGAGGCCACCAGGGAGCUGCAGAGCGCCCCUGACGCCAUCCCCGAGAGCGGUGUGGAGCCCCCACCCCUGGACACGGCCUGGGUAGAGGCCACGCGCAAGAAGGCCCUGCUGAAGCUGGAGAAGCUGGACACAGACCUGAAGAACUACAAGGGCAACUCCAUCAAGGAGAGCAUCAGGCGCGGCCACGACGACCUCGGUGACCACUACCUCGACUGCGGGGACCUCAGCAACGCCCUCAAGUGUUACUCCCGGGCCCGGGACUACUGCACCAGCGCCAAGCACGUCAUCAACAUGUGCCUCAACGUCAUCAAGGUCAGCGUCUACUUGCAGAACUGGUCUCACGUGCUCAGCUACGUCAGCAAGGCCGAGUCCACCCCAGAAAUCGCCGAGCAGCGAGGGGAGCGGGACAGCCAGACCCAGGCCAUCCUCACCAAGCUCAAGUGUGCCGCAGGUCUGGCCGAGCUGGCGGCGCGCAAGUACAAGCAGGCUGCCAAGUGCUUCCUGCUGGCCUCCUUCGAUCACUGCGACUUCCCCGAGCUGCUCUCCCCCAGCAACGUGGCCAUCUACGGGGGCCUGUGUGCCUUGGCCACCUUCGACCGGCAGGAGCUGCAGCGCAACGUCAUCGCCAGCAGCUCCUUCAAGCUGUUCCUGGAGCUGGAGCCGCAGGUGCGUGACAUCAUCUUCAAGUUCUACGAGUCCAAGUACGCCUCGUGCCUGAAGAUGCUGGACGAGAUGAAGGACAACCUGCUCUUGGACAUGUACCUGGCCCCCCACGUCAGGACCCUGUACACGCAGAUCCGGAACCGGGCCCUCAUCCAGUAUUUCAGCCCCUACGUGUCGGCGGACAUGCGCAAGAUGGCCACGGCCUUCAACACCACGGUGGCGGCGCUGGAAGACGAGCUGACGCAGCUCAUCCUGGAGGGGCUCAUCAACGCCCGCAUCGACUCCCACAGCAAGAUCCUGUAUGCCCGGGACGUGGACCAGCGCAGCACCACCUUCGAGAAGUCCCUGCUGAUGGGCAAGGAGUUCCAGCGCCGUGCCAAAGCCAUGAUCCUGCGGGCGGCCGUGCUGCGGAACCAGAUCCACGUCAAGUCCCCGCCCCGGGAAGGAAGCCAGGGGGAGCUGACCCCGGCCAACAGCCAGUCCCGGAUGAGCACCAACAUGUGAGGCCGCCGCGGCAGCCGGGCUGCAGGACGUCUCCCCCUCGCCCCGCCCCGGACCCUGGCCUCUGCCCGCCUGCGCGGCUCUCCUGGAGGGGCCGUCCGCGGCCCACUUGCCAAGGCCCGGCCGCUGGAGAGCAGACCCCGGGCCCCGCUUGUCGUGCCCCUCCAACCUGCAGCCUCCCGUGCGGGGGUCCUGGGUCCAGGCGUUGCAGACAGAGCUCGCCUGCAGCGCCCCGGCCCCAGCGGCACCACCACCCGCCCCGUCCACCUGCUGAGGGGGCCGCUGAGUCUCGUCCAUUAAAGGGCAGCCUGAGAACACGCCUUUGCACUGUUCUUGCCCGCAAGG